AUGACCGAUGAGAAGGUAAAAAUGUCUUAUUUCAAGUCAGAUAUCAAUACUUCAUUUAACAGGUGAACCCUACGACCUACGAAAAUCAAGCUUUCCAAACUUCAAAUCCUCCGCCGUCCUACACAGUAAGAUUUAAUUUUCAUUUUCUCAAGAACUCUCAUUAUUCUAUGUGAAAGUAAAUGGUCAAUUACAUUUUGAACUUGCAGGAAGCCUCGACUGCGCCUCAAUAUCCUCCCGUAGGAGCUGGAGUUCAUCCAGUUUAUCCGCCAGGACAACAGCCAAAUGUUGUCGUUUACACCUUGGAUCAACCUCAACAGGUAUGUCUCUAACUUUUAUUUAUCCGCCUAUUCGGAAAUUAACUUCAAACGAAAAAUAAUUUUCAAAUGUUCAGGUUCACGUGCAGCCAACGGUCGUCGUCGUCAGAGGCGUGAAAACUGCGCCAUCCUAUGAUCCUUACUUGGAAUACUGCCCAAAAUGCAAGGUUAGCUUUAAAAAGUUAAGUUUUGGAGAAUAAUCAACCUUUUUCCAGACGAAUGUGGUGACAAACACGCACUACGAGAUGGGUUUCUGCUCCUGGCUGAUGCUCUUUCUCGGAAUUUUCCUCUUCUUCCCACUUCUGUGCUGCUUUUGCCUCAAAAGCUUCAAAGAUGCCCGCCACUUCUGCCCCAACUGUGGAACUCUACUAUCAGUUAAACGUCGAUAA
Caenorhabditis auriculariae is the source of this 703-nucleotide messenger RNA. The record is from the annotation of a GenBank genome assembly. NCBI's taxonomy places the organism in Eukaryota, Metazoa, Nematoda, Chromadorea, Rhabditida, Rhabditidae.